GUUCCUCUCUGGAACUUCUCUGGGUUUUUCGUGAGUGUUAGUGUGUGUGUGUGCUUGUGAGGUGGUCCGAGGUGGUCCGAGGUGAUGCAUGGCGGUGCCGUCUACUGGACUGCACUCCAGGAUGCAGUGCAUCACCCACAAAAGUGGAGGUGCAUGGCGGUACCGUCUACUGGACUCCGCUCCCGGACGCAGUGCAUCAGCCAUAAAAAGUGGCGAUGCAUGGCACCUUCUUGCCUGGAGUGGACUUCGGGACGCAGUGCAUCAGCCUCCAACCAGGUGAUGUGUAGUGACACUUUCUGCUUGGAAUCGACUUGUGGACUUUAGGAUUCAGAAGAUCGAGAACUAAACUGAGUCGUAAGUUAAGUUAAGUAAGCUGACGUCUUCAACGCACGCUGGAUCGUCGUGGAAUAAGCAACUUUACUGCUGCAACGUACUUUACUUUACUGGAUCGUCGUGGAAAAAGCAACUUUACCGCCUUCGCUGCUCAUCUUCAGCAACUCGGAGGAAUCAUCUCUCCCAAAGAGGUGGUGGAUGUGCUUGCUUGUGCACUAGUUGCUGAAGAUAGAUAGGUCGUUGCCAAGUUUCCAGGAUGCAGAUUUGAGAACCUGGCGAGGUUUCAGUUGUGCGUGUUUGUGUGUGAGUUGAAUGUUCGUUCAUGGCGACGACACCCCAAAUGUACCUGAAAACAGGAAGCAGGUCACAGGACACCAGGGAUUUAACGGGGAUGAACUGCUGAAGCUGCCUGAAGGAAUCCGAAUCCGAAUCCGAAUCCGAGCGGACGAACUCCAUUAGCCGCGCAUAGAUCCCGGAAAUGCGGCACCUGCCACGCGCCGCUGCCAACUGAGGAACUGAGGAGGAAACGAGGGGAAUCCCCGAAUCCGAAUCUGAAGCACUCGCCAUGGAGAACAGUACGGACCUGCUCUACCAGUACCGCCUCGCCCCCUCCGCCAGUCCGGAAAUGCAAGUGCAGCUGCAAGUGCAAAUGCAGAUGGAAGUGGAAAUGGGCGACCUGCGCCAGGGGGCAGUGCCUCAUCUGCCUGGGAACGAGUCGCAGCUGCUGGGGAUGGCGGAGUACGGGUUCGGGAACGGGAGCGAGAGCCUCGACUACCCCAACUACCAGCAGAUGGCCGGGGGACCCGCCGCCUGUCGCCAGGUGGACAACAACGUCAGCUACUGGAACCUCACCUGCGACUCCCCGCUGGACUACGCGAUGCCGCUCUACGGCUACUGCAUGCCCUUCCUCAUGAUCAUCACCAUCAUCUCCAACUCGCUCAUCGUGCUCGUGCUGAGCAAGAAGAGCAUGGCCACGCCCACCAACUUCGUGCUCAUGGGAAUGGCUAUUUGCGACAUGCUGACGGUUAUAUUUCCGGCACCAGGGCUCUGGUACAUGUACACAUUCGGCAACCACUACAAGCCCCUGCAUCCGGUCUCCAUGUGUCUGGCCUACAGCAUCUUCAACGAGAUUAUGCCUGCCCUGUGCCACACCAUCUCCGUUUGGCUGACUCUGGCCCUCGCCGUGCAAAGGUACAUUUACGUGUGCCACGCCCCCAUGGCCAGGACCUGGUGCACGAUGCCGCGGGUGCGGCGGUGCACGGCGUACAUCGCCCUGCUGGCGCUGCUGCACCAGCUGCCGCGCUUCUUCGACCGCACCUACAUGCCGCUGGAGAUCGAGUGGAACGGGGAGGCGACCGAGGUGUGCCACCUGGAGACGGCGCUCUGGGUGCACGAGUACAUCGGGGUGGACCUGUACUACACGAGCUACUACCUGUUCCGGGUGCUGUUCGUGCACCUGCUGCCGUGCAUCAUCCUGGUGACCCUGAACAUCCUGCUGUUCGCGGCGAUGCGGCAGGCGCAGGAGCGGAGGAAGCUGCUCUUCCGCGAGAACAGGAAGAAGGAGUGCAAGAAGCUGCGCGAGACCAACUGCACCACCCUGAUGCUGAUCGUGGUGGUGUCCGUGUUCCUCCUGGCCGAGAUCCCCAUCGCCGUGGUCACCGUGAUGCACAUCGUGAGCUCGCUGAUCAUCGAGUUCCUCGACUACGGCCUGGCCAACAUCUGCAUCAUGCUGACCAACUUCUUCCUCGUGGUCAGCUACCCGAUCAACUUCGGCAUCUACUGCGGCAUGUCGCGCCAGUUCCGCGAGACCUUCAAGGAGAUCUUCCUGGGGCGGCUCAUGGCCAAGAAGGACACCUCCACCAAGUACUCCAUCGUCAACGGGGCCCGCACCUGCACCAACACCAACGAGACGGUCCUCUAGUAAUUGGUGAUGUUGGUGCCGCGGCGGGGCAGCAGCGACCACCGACGUGCCACCGCCACCGCCACCACCACCACCACCACUACCAAGUGUGGUGGUGGGUCAGGUGGUUCGGUGGGCGGGGAGCCCCGUCCGCAGCACCAGCAUCUGGUAACGCACCACCUGCAGACGCACUCCAAUCCCGGCCAGCAGCGGCGGGUCAGCCACGUCGCCAUGGAGAUCAUCGCCGAGGAGCGGAACGUCUAGACCGGAGUGCUGGGAUUCAGAGGAUUCGGGGGGAGAGCGGAUCGGAGCCCCCGCGAGUGUGCAGUUUAGGCUUAGUGUUUAGGUUGGCCCUCUCCCUUCGAUAGAGGGAGUCCAGAUGGAGGGAGUCCACUUCCCACUUCCCCCAGUUACAUGUAGAGGGAUUCGAGGGCGAGGCCAACCGGAAAGGUUUCAAAUUCAGAGGAAGGAACGGAAGAGGAACGCAGGAUUGAAAAGAAGUGGUAGAAGCCAGAGGGAUGAGUUCGGAUAGCCACGUAUCCACAGCCGAAGGCCACUUGAAAACUACAAAUAGGAUCGUAGGGAAGUCAAACUACUAUGUAUAAUAAGCCUGGAUAAUGGGUAACACUCACUUGAAUCUGUGUGUUUGCUGUGCGUCGAUGUCGUAUUUCCAGUAGGUGUUCGUGUUCUUCUCGGAUAAGGUCAUCGGAAUCUAUGUAAUAGGUGAUGGAAUCGGGAGCUGAUAGCUGGCGGGGAUUCCCAACAAUGGGGAAAUAUACUGGAGAACAGGAAACCCUUCAACUGAAUGCAAGUAAUCAAUAAAAGUUAUUAGUGUUAGCUGCUAAGGCUUCUGUAGGUAGAACGUUAUUUUCGGCGGCCUUCGAGCGCCCUUUUGUAAAAUAUUUUUGUAACCUAAUCGGAGUUUUAAGUGUAGCUAGCUGUAGGACUGGAAACUCGUUUAAAUUCGUAAACCUUUUGAGCCCCAGCGUUUACCUAUUUAAAUGAACGGAGAGAAAAACCAAAAACAAAACAGAACUUAAGCUAGUAAAUCAGUGGUAUCGAAUUUCAACCCGACUUAGGCUACGAACCUUUUUUUUCUAGACUUAGGAUCAGGAUAAACAAUUGGAAUUCAGUGUUGAUAUGUGUCAAGUGUUUACAAUUACAGUUUGCAGUUUGCAGUUUGCAGUUUCCAGUUUCCAGUUUGAGUGUUUAAAGCGUACAACUAGCUGACUAAGGAACUAAUACCCAACUAAGCAACUAAACUGCGACUAAGCCGAGCAGCAAUCUCAACAAUAACCUCUAAACGUAAAUAUAGCUGAGGGUCGUCUGCCUGGCGGAACGUGUUAACUAUUGAUUAUUCGUCUGAUUUCGAAUUGGUUUUGUACAUACAUUUCGACGGUGCAUCCAACAAAUAAUAAAUGAACUAACUAAAUGUCA
Drosophila ficusphila is the source of this 3670-nucleotide messenger RNA. It is a transcript of the gene SPR, whose product is annotated as sex peptide receptor. Gene Ontology annotation, biological process: G protein-coupled receptor signaling pathway. Gene Ontology annotation, molecular function: G protein-coupled peptide receptor activity. Lineage: Eukaryota; Metazoa; Arthropoda; Insecta; Diptera; Drosophilidae. The transcript has 11 exons. The record is from RefSeq and is a predicted model, not a curated record. The coding region runs from base 899 to 2254 and encodes 451 amino acids. Gene Ontology annotation, cellular component: membrane.